AGGGCCCGUCCAUUCCUAGGGUUUGUACAGCUUCCAGUCGGCGCGAGUGAGGAGACGCGGAAGGGCGAUGGGCGUGUUCACCUUCGUGUGCCGCAGCUCCGGCGGCGAGUGGAGCGCGAAGCAGCUCUCCGGGGACCUGGAGGCGUCGGCCGCUUCGACUUUCGACCUCCAGCGGCUGCUCGUCCAGGAGGCGCUCGCAGUUGACUCCACUGGCUGCGUCCAGUCUUCUUUCUCCAUGGUCUCCCCCUCUUCGGCCGUCUUCCAGGUAAUAAUUGGGGGAGGUGGUGGUGGAGCAUUUAUCGGAGCUGGUGCUCCAGGUGGCGCAGCUGCAGGAUCUGGUGGCGGUGCUGCUGCUCCAGAUGCACCUCCCACUCCCGAGGAAAAGAAGGAAGAGAAAGAGGAGAGCGACGAUGACAUGGGGUUCUCCCUCUUUGAUUAGUUUACCAGUUUGGAUGGCGUGCUAUUUUUGAUCUUUUGAAAAAAUCUUGAUUGCUACCUUAGAAAAUUAAUGAGCGAUGUUAUGCUUUGAUUUAUCAAUUUCAGUCAAUAAUAAAUUUUUGAACUGUCGUA
Molecule: messenger RNA, 570 nt
Organism: Musa acuminata subsp. malaccensis (wild Malaysian banana)
Lineage: Eukaryota; Viridiplantae; Streptophyta; Magnoliopsida; Zingiberales; Musaceae
Product: large ribosomal subunit protein P3
Cellular component (GO): ribosome
Molecular function (GO): structural constituent of ribosome
Source: RefSeq, a predicted model, not a curated record